CGUACUACUUGUACAGAUCAUCAACUUGCUUUCAUCACUUAAACAGAUGUAUUUAUCUUUUCUCCACAUCCACUUGUACAAUGAUGGCACUCCUUUUAAUAGUUGCAUAGUUUGCCUUGGUAUGGUUAUAGCGAUAAUCAGUGGGAGGGGGACAUCUUGCCUCCCAGAGUACCUAUGAUAAUGUUUACAGACAUUUUGCUGGAGGGAAGGGGUGCUACUGCCGUCUAGUGGGAGAAGUCAGAGACUCUGGUAAACACCUUUCAAUUCACAGGACAGGAGCCUGCUGCAAAGAAUAUUGAGGUCAAAAGUUAAUAGCGCUGCUUCCGCCUUCCUCCUUCCCCCAAGAUGGCAACAGCCGGAGACGCUUUACUGCUACUGCGGCUCCCCGCGCUGUUCGAAACCAGCAAGCAGCUUCUGGACGAAGUGGAAGCAGCGACUGAACCCACCGGUUCCCAGAUAAUUCAAGAUAACGUAUUCAGGGGACUAGACCUCCUUAAGAAGGCUGCUGAAAUGUUAUCGCAGCUCGACUUGUUCAGCCGAAAUGAAGACUUGGAAGAGAUUGCUUCCACAGACCUGAAGUACCUGAUGGUCUCAGCUUUUCAAGGAGCGCUCGCCAUGAAACAAGUCAACCCCAGCAAGCGUCUAGAUCAUUUGCAGUGGGCUCGAGAACACUUUUUAAACUACUUAACUCAGUGCCAGUAUUAUCAUGUGGCAGAGUUUGAGCUGCCCCAAACCAACUCAGCUGAUAAUAAUACUGCUAGUUCCUCCAUGGCGUGUCCUAGCCUCGUUGCUGUGGCAUCUGAAAGACAGGCUAAAAUAGAGAGAUACAAGCAGAAGAAGGAGGUGGAGCAUAGGUUGUUUGCACUGAAAUCUGCUGUGGAAAGUGGUCAAGCAGAUGAUGAGUGUGUUCGUGAAUAUUACCUUCUUCACCUUUGAAGGUGGAUCGGUAUUAGCUUAGAAGAGAUUGAGAGCAUUGACCAGGAGAUGAAGAUCCUGAGAGAAGACGACUCCUCAAAAGACGCAUCAACUUCUUACUCAUCUCCUCAGGACAGGCCUCCAAUGAAACCCUUCGUUCUCACUCGGAAUGUGGCCCAAGCCAAAGUAUUUGGAGCUGGUUAUCCAAGUCUGGCAUCUAUGAGGGUGAAUGACUGGUAUGAUCAGCAUCAGAAAUAUGGAGCAUUACCAGAUCAGGGCAUAGCCAAGAUAACACCAGAGCUCAAAAGAGCAGCUCAGCAACAGGAAGAUCAGGAACAAAAGGAGGCAGAGGAGGAGGAAGAGGAGGAGGAGGAGGAGGGGGAAGAAACACUCCACAGAGUUCGGGAGUGGGAUGACUGGAAGGGCACCCAUCCCAGAGGCUAUGGCAACCGACAGAACAUGGGUUAGUCUUACCACAAGAUGGGACUUCAGGGACUCACAUCUUCCCAGACAAGGAAAGCCAUGCAGUCUUCCCCUACCUGGGCUCCUGCUUCAGAUGUGUAAAAUGAAGAUGCUUAAUCUUGCUUUAUGUUCAAUAAAAUGUCAAACAAGUAAGUGUGUAUUUGUACUCUAGGUGAUCAGCCAGCAAUCUUGUUUUGGUGUUAUCAUCCUCAUCAUGGUGUAUUCCAGUUUCGUAAGUGGAAAGAAAAAAGUACUGACAAAUGGCUCUGUAUAAUCAAUGGCUAUAUUAAUUCUCUUAAAAAAUAAUAAAAGUCCCUUUAUUAAAAAAAAAAGUAAAUAGUGCUGAGGUCUGAAAAUUCUAUAACAUAAAAUUUUCCUUAUUUCCAGUUAUUUAGAUUUUGUUAAUCAAUCAUAUAUAUACUUACAUCUUUAUGCAUGUUGUGCACAUCAGUGGUAGAUCCAGACUUUGUGAGUACUUUAGCUUAUACAAUAUUGGUCUUUAGGAAUAUGAUUAUGCAAUUAAAAAUAUAAUUGCAUAAAAAUAUAACUGCUGUGGUUUAUGCAAGUGAGUGGCCCUUAAGCUUCCCUGUAAAUAGUUUCUGUU
Molecule: messenger RNA, 1981 nt
Organism: Acinonyx jubatus (cheetah)
Lineage: Eukaryota; Metazoa; Chordata; Mammalia; Carnivora; Felidae
Product: immunoglobulin-binding protein 1-like
Exons: 1
Biological process (GO): regulation of signal transduction; regulation of dephosphorylation
Cellular component (GO): cytosol
Molecular function (GO): protein phosphatase 2A binding
Source: RefSeq, a predicted model, not a curated record